Molecule: messenger RNA, 2269 nt
Organism: Anguilla anguilla (European eel)
Lineage: Eukaryota; Metazoa; Chordata; Actinopteri; Anguilliformes; Anguillidae
Product: coiled-coil domain-containing protein 47-like
Exons: 13
Coding region: 147-1592 (481 amino acids)
Biological process (GO): endoplasmic reticulum calcium ion homeostasis
Cellular component (GO): endoplasmic reticulum
Molecular function (GO): calcium ion binding
Source: RefSeq, a predicted model, not a curated record
GCAUCAGACCCUUGGGUGUCACUCACCAGGAACACGCUUCUAAGCAAUACUCGUAACGGUUGAGAUCGAACUGGUCACUCAAUACAGAUCAACCCGCUCCAUCCUUCAGUGCUGCUCAUUGGUUCAUCUCUGUUCCAGCUGAUGCCAUGCAAACUCUCUUCCUGCUCCCUGUCCUGCUGUUGCUCCUGCACGCCACCGGGGGGUGCUACAAGACCUGGGAUGAUAGUGAAGAGCCAGCCGAGUUUGAUGAGGAUGACUUUGCAGAGUUUGAAGAGGCAGCUGAAGGCUCGUUGGCCGAGGCAGAGCCCAGCGGUAGGCUGGAGCUCAGGGAGGAGCCUGCCUUUGGGCUGGGGGAGGAGCCUGUUGUGGAUCUGGGGGAGGAGCCUGACCUAGAGCCAGAGGAGGAGCAGGAAGAGUUUGAGAAUGGGGAAAUACCAGAUGAAGACAGCAAAUACGACGCUGAGGAGUUUGAGGGCUUUGAAUAUCCCUCCUUCAAAGACCCCAUCAACGUUGUGACAGUGUCCUCGCUCCUGCAGACCCGCUGGGAGAAUUACCACAUAGAGAUCAUUUUGGUCAUGGGGCUGCUUGCUUACAUCAUCGCUUACCUCAUCGGCAAGAGGAGAAACAGCUGGCUGGCACAGGCCUGGUUCAGCUCACACCGGGAGCUCCUGGAGAGGAACUUCGCCCUCGUAGGUGAUGACGGCUCUGGGGCGGAGGUGGUGAGCUCUGGGAAGCUGCUCCCGGUGAGCGAGCACAUCUACAGCCUGUGGUGCUCGGGCCGGCUGUGCUGCGAGGGCAUGCUCGUCCAGCUCAGGCUGCUGAAGAGGCAUGACCUGCUCGAUGUACUGGCCAGGAUGAUGAGGCCGGCCUGCGAUCAAGUGCACGUGAAGGUCACCCUGAGCGAGGAGGACAUGGACACGUUUGUGUUUGCGCUGGGCACCAGGAAGGCCGUGGCUCGCAUGCAGAAGGAGAUGCAGGACCUGAGUGAACUUUGCGGUGAUAAGCCGAAGUCUGGGGCGAAGUACGGGCUUCCUGAGUCCCUGGCCAUCUUGUCGGAGAUGGGAGAGGUGACGGACGGAGUACUGGACAGCAAGUUUUCUCAUUACCUCGUCAAUCAUGCUGACAAGAUUGAGUCCAUCCAUUUUUCAGACCAAUUCUCUGGUUCAAAGCUUAUACAAGAGGAUGGUCAGCCCUUAAAACUCCCUGAGACCAAGAAAACACUUCUGUUUACAUUUAAUGUGCCUGGGAUGGGAAGCACAUCUCCCAAAGACAUGGACUCCUUGCUGCCGCUCAUGAACUUGGUUCUGUACAGCAUCGACAAGGUCAGGAAGUUUCGCCUCAACAAAGAGGCGAGACAGAAAGCAGAGAGGAACCGCAUGCGGGUGGAGCAGAACUUCCUGAAACAGACGCACGCGCGGCGGCAGGAAGCAGCGCAGACGCGCCGCGAGGAGAAGAGGAGGGUCCAGAAGGAGAAGAUAAUGAAGGAAGAGGACCCUGAGAGACAGCGCCGCCUGGAGGAGGCUGUGCACCGUAGAGAACAGAAGAAGUUGGAGAAGAAGCAGAUGAAACAUAUCAAAGUCAAAGCCAUUUGAGUAUGAACAGCCUGAGGAACCCGCAGCCUGGAGAGCGCUGGGCUCGGACUAGCCUACGGUACCCUGUUGCAUUCCGUAAGCUGGCUCCAGCCCCUCAUCUUACAUGAGCGUUCUUUCUGUAGCAACAGAAGCGUCCUGUCCAAUCAGCCAUUUCACCGGCGAAAUGUUUGGCUCUUCCAUUCUACUUAGCUAUCCACACAUUUUAACUUGCAACGAUACUUUUAAUGAUAUUUCCACAAACUUCAACAAUUGUGUGAACCAAAUGCGAGUGCACACACACAGGCACACGCGUACACACACACACACACUGGCAGAGUAAGCCUUGAGUGGUCUUGCUGAGUUCAACCACUGCUCUGAAGAAAAAUAUUUCGUAUUUCAUUGUGCGAAAUUGUGUAGUGGAUGUUAUUGCUAUGGGUGGGUCUGUUCAUUUUGAGGGAUUUUAUUUUUGUUUUCUUUGGGUUUCUAGUGCCUGAGCAUUAGAGGAGCUACAUACAGCUUAGUGGCUUUUCUGUAAAAAACAAAAACAAAAACAAAAACAAAAAAACAUCUGAUAAAGUAUGCUGAAGUCUACGGACUGUAUGAGCACUGUGCUUGAUGCUCAUUUUUAUUCUUUAUUUUCAUGUUUGUGUGCUGCUUGUUGUAAUUGAAAUACAUUUGCUCAUAUAUACUGCUAAGUU